Molecule: messenger RNA, 2124 nt
Organism: Theobroma umbraticum
Lineage: Eukaryota; Viridiplantae; Streptophyta; Magnoliopsida; Malvales; Malvaceae
Product: late embryogenesis abundant protein
Biological process (GO): defense response to other organism
Cellular component (GO): plasma membrane
Source: RefSeq, a predicted model, not a curated record
GUUGGGUGGAGUCCAAUGACUACAUCUGCUUAUGAUGCAUUUUUGACCACGCUUGUUCGUGGGGCACAAGCUGAUGAGGCUGUCAAGUUCUUGCAAGUUAUGAAGGGGCAUAACUGUUUACCAGAUAGAAAUGUCUAAUGGUGGAUACCUGAUGAAGGAGCUAAUGAGUUGGUUCAUUGUACAAAUCCCUAUGAAAGCAGUUUAUAAUGCUGAUUGCCAUUGCGUUAUAUGAUCUCUUUGGUUAUUUUGGAGCACAUGCAGUUAAUUGAAAAUUGAAGUGAUGGGUGUCAAUCUCAUGAGAGAUAAUUACGAAAGAGAACAAAUUUUGUUGGUAAAAGUAACUCUCGAAUGGUCCUUAGUUAACAUUCUUGUUUUCCUCUGCUUUGGCCUUCUACCCAAGUGUCAGGUUUGCACUCCUUUCUUGAGGAAUGAAUGAUGCUCACCUAACAUUAUUACAAAACAGGCAAUGAAGCAGGAAGCAGGUUAAGUAUCCAUUUCUAGCAAGCUCAUCCAAAUGAAAGCGGUCCCUUGUUAAUGCACCCAGCAAAGAGAAUUAGAUGUGAAAGCCAACUUUUUUAAUUUCGAAGGGAAAAACAGAGUACUUGGUCUGAUAUAUGCAUGUUUAAAAAGGAGAUGGCGUGCACUUAGCGAAACCAGAAAGUUUAACCAGCCAUCCAGAACAAGAGCAGAAGUCCAGUAGUGCAAUGCAUAGAGGGGGUUUGGGCGGGAAGAGAGGAGACAGGAGUUGGGAAUUGGGAAUGCAAGUCAAGGUAGGUAUUUUUGGCUUUAUAGGAAAAAAGUAGCCUUAGAUUCCUUAAUAGAGUGGUUUAUACUGUUAGAGAUACAAAUAAGAGGGGGAGGAAAUGCUUUAUAUGAAGGAAAGGAAGAUACCAAAACCUUCCCCGUCGAUUAGAGCUAAUUCUAUACCUUGCCAAUCCUGAUAAUCCUGAAAACAUAGCAUCCCCCUUCACACCUCCGACCCCCUAAAUAAAAAGUCUUUUCCGAAAAUCCAAAAGCCAAAGCCCUCCGAAUUAAUGUUGUCAUCCCGCACCCAAUGCCCACCAAGUCUAAUGUUGUCCCCCAGCGCUCAUUCCAGAAGGAACGAGGGACCCAUCCCUUGGUUUGGUGUGCCGCCAUCAUCUGCACCAUCCUCACCGUCGCCGUCAUCAUUGCCGGCAUCGUUACCUUCAUUGGGUACUUGGUUAUACAUCCCAGGGUGCCUUACAUCAGCGUCGCGAACGCCCACCUAGACCGGAUACAGAUUGAUUAUGCCGGCGUGCUGGAAAUCCAGGUUACGAUAGUGGUUCGAGCUCAGAAUGGUAACGAGAAGGCGCACGCCAGUUUUUCGAAUUCCAGUUACAUCCUUAGCUUGAACGGGGAAGACCUGGCGAGGUUGGUUGCAGGCCCCUUCGAAGUCGUGAAGAACAGUUCGGUCGAUUUUCAUUAUGUAGUUCAAUCAUCGCCGAUACCCUUGGAUCCGGAACAAGCAGACGAUGUGGACGCGGCGUUGAAGAAAGAUUUGAUUACGUUCGAUUUGAAAGGAAAAACCAAGGCCAGAUGGAGAGUUGGCCUCCUCGGCUCAAUUAAGUUCGAGUGUCAUCUCAGUUGUCAGUUGCAUUUCCAUGUUUUCAACGGAACCUUCAUUCCUUCUCGCUGUACUUCCAAGGCCAAAUGAGCAUCAUCCUUCCGUAAUUGUUCUAUUUUCUUCCCAUGUAAUGCUUUUUUUCCUUUUCUCUUUCACUACAGACGCAACCCAACCCAAGCCUUCUCUCUAUCUCUCCGUGUCUUAUGGUCAGCGUCAGCAGGCAGGGCUUCAUUUUCCUUCAUUAAUUAGACACAAAGGAAUCUAGUGUUAGUGAAAUAAGUUUAAGUUAGUGGAUUCCAUUAUUAUUAAUUUUUACUAUAUCUUUUGCCUGGGAAGAAUUACGAAUUGCCAGAGUCUGAGUAUUGAAUGAACAACUACAUUCUACUUGGUACAUAAAUAUAUACAACUAGUAGUAACAAGGAUGCAAUUUCUGGGAAAGGCAAUGCUGCUUCUGUGUUUCAAAGAUAAUGUAGGAUCUAAUCAAUCAAUAUCCUUAGACAGUAAGUAAAGCCAUAGCGGAAAGUAGUUGUAAAAGAAAU